GCACCUGCGACUGCGAUGCCGCCGUCUCUCCUCCUCCACCGCGCCCCAUGCGCCCGUCCCGGCCCCGCGCGCGCCGCCUCCCGCCUUUCCGCGUCGGUGGUCUCCGCCGCCAACGGCGCCGGAGGGUCCCGUCCCCCGAAGCCGCGCCCGCCCCCGCGCGGCAAGCCCCGGUUCUCGCGGCAGUCCGCCAUCAGGAAGAGCUUCCAGCAGGAGCAGGUGGUCUUCUCCACCCCGGUGCCCGCCGACCCCACCGUCGCCGUCAUCGGCGGCGGCGCGUCCGGCCUCGCCUGCGCCUCCGCCCUCGCCGCCCGCGGCGUCCGCUCCGUCGUCUUCGACACCGGGAAGCACGGCCUCGGCGGGAGGCUGGCGACCAGGACGGUCCACGAGGAGCGGCGGCUGGUGUUCGACCACGCGGCGCAGUUCUUCACCGCCAGCGACGAGAGGUUCCGGAAGCUGGUGGACGAGUGGGUCGACAGAGGGCUGGUGCGCGAGUGGACGGGCUCCGUCGGCGAGCUCCAGGCCGGUGGCCAGUUCACGCCCACGCCAUCCUCGACGCCGAGGUACAUCGGCGUCAACGGGAUGCGCCCGCUCGCCGAUGCGCUGCUGCCCGAGAAUGACCUCGUUAAAGUUGUACGGCCUUCGUGGAUAAGCAAGCUUGAGCCGUUCAACGGCCUGUGGCGCUUGUUUGAGAAUGAGAAGCCCCAGGGGCAAUACGAUGCAAUUGUAAUAGCACAUAAUGGGAAAUGUUCCAACCGUCUGCUUUCUACGUCAGGUCUACCCCAACUGACAAAGCAAAUGAAGAGACUGGACCUGAGUUCUGUCUGGGCACUACUUGCGGCAUUUGAAGAUCCUCUUCCAAUCCCACAUAAUAGUUCUCAUGGCGCAUUUGAAGGAGCCUUUGUGAGAGAUGUGGAUUCUCUCUCUUGGAUGGCCAACAAUACUCGGAAACUUUUCCCUUUGGAGGCAGACCGACCGGAGUGCUGGACAUUUUUCAGCACAGCUUCUUAUGGAAGAAAAAACAAAGUUCCACAGGAAAACAUCCCGAAUGCCACUGCAGAGAAAGUGAAACGAGAAAUGCUUGGGGGAGUUGAACUUGCUUUGGGACUCUCAAAGGGAUCACUUCAGCUACCAUUUUACACAAGAGUACAGUUGUGGGGUGCAGCUUUACCGAUGAACACUCCAGGAGUACCGUGCAUAUUUGAUCCCCAGGGGCGAGCAGGCAUUUGUGGUGACUGGCUCACGGGUUCCAGUAUAGAAGCGGCUGUACUGAGCGGAAUGUCUCUUGGAGAUCAUGUCGCUGACUACUUCGCGAGCCGUGGAGAACGACCCGAGGAGUUUGCGAUUGGUUUGGAUGACAGCUUAAUCCGAGUGGAAGGUCAUGAUAUUGGGCAGUUCCCCGGUCUAGACUCCCAGAAGCCACAGGUAGCUGAACCUCAGCUGACACUGAGCAUAUGAACCUUGCCUUGAUGAUCUUGCGCUGAUCAUUGCUGUAGCAUUGUAAAUGAUGAGCAGAUUAUUUUGUUGCAAAUAGUUCAUAUGUUGUAACCUUCUGAAUGUAACAUGUAACAGUGUACCAUGUAUGUAGAAAUUUUGUCAAAAGUAGAUGCUCCUGUAUGUAAUUCUUCA
This is a messenger RNA of Lolium rigidum, 1626 nucleotides long. RefSeq names its product renalase-like. The record is from RefSeq and is a predicted model, not a curated record. Bases 16 to 1455 code for a protein of 479 amino acids. Lineage: Eukaryota; Viridiplantae; Streptophyta; Magnoliopsida; Poales; Poaceae. The transcript is spliced from 8 exons.